Aspergillus ibericus CBS 121593 is the source of this 567-nucleotide messenger RNA. RefSeq lists its product as uncharacterized. The transcript has a single exon. The record is from RefSeq and is a predicted model, not a curated record. The coding region runs from base 169 to 366 and encodes 65 amino acids. Lineage: Eukaryota; Fungi; Ascomycota; Eurotiomycetes; Eurotiales; Aspergillaceae.
GCUUCCUCUAACAGACCGUUCGACCCCCGUAGAGACUUGUGAUAAAGCUGUAUGCCGUGUCCGAUAUCGCAUUCAGAUUGUUGGAUUCCUGCCCGCGCGGCAUCCCGGCGUAUAUGUCCCGGCCCUAUAUUCUCUUGUCGAGGGAUUCCAACGAACUUGAAACCGUAUAUGCAGCUCAACAAUCCCGCCCCGAUAAUAUCUUGGUGUUGGUCCGUAGUAAUUUGGGGUCGUGUUGUGUUUCCUGCGUGGAUUCGUGUUGCUGUAGUUGGAGGUAUCCGUUAUAGUAGGACCCUUCUCGAGGCUCAAAUCGAAGUAUUUGCAUCAUCCUGGACUUGUGCUUCUCUAGUCGGUCGUUGGAAAGUGUAGCCUGCUCGAAGUGUUCGUGGGGUUGACUGCGAUGCUCGGAGAUGCCGACGGACCAAUUUCGGAUGUGAAACGGGAUUGCUAAUCGCCUACUACCGGCACAUGGAUAACACUGCGGUUAGUACCCAAAGGCCAAGAACCAAGCCAAACGCGUAUAUGCCGGGCCAUUUCCCUGAAACGACCAGAAAUGCAGGCGAAUAUGAC